Linum tenue is the source of this 1569-nucleotide messenger RNA. The record is from the annotation of a GenBank genome assembly. Lineage: Eukaryota; Viridiplantae; Streptophyta; Magnoliopsida; Malpighiales; Linaceae.
AUGAAUCUUCUUCCAACAUAUCUGCUUCUCAUCUCAGCUGCGUCCGCCUACAUCGUUUAUGCCGUCAUCCAAUUCCUACACAAAGUGAUAUGGCAACCUCUCCAGACACAGCGAUUCCUCAACUCGCAGGGGCUCAAAGGCCCUCCUUACACUUUCCUCUUAGGCAACGCCAAACAACUCAUCCAGCUCAGAGAGGAAGCGUUGGCCAAAUCCAUGCCCUCUCUUUCUCACGACAUAGCCCACAGGGUCAUUUCUCACGUCUCCCUAUGGUCCAAGCAAUACGGGAAGAAUUUUGUGUUUUGGAUUGGACCGCGGGCUCAAAUGGUUCUCGGGGACCCAGAUUUGAUCAAAGAGGUUCUAAGCAACAAAGCUCGUAUUUUCUCUAAAUCUGACCUGUAUUUUCCUUACCUUCAAAAGAUUUUCGGCCAAGGACUUGCAAUUAGCGAAGGUGAAAAGUGGAUCAAGGUGAGAAAAAUUGCGGAUUUCGCUUUACAUGGCGACAACCUCAAAAGUAUGGUGCCGGACAUGAUCGCUAGCGCAGAGAUGAUGCUAGAGAGAUGGAUGAUGAAGGAGGGGAAAGAGAUCGAAGUUCAUGAAGAAUUCAGGAUUUUAUCGUCGGAAGUGAUUUCCAGGACAGCUUUUGGGAGCAGCUUCAAGGAAGGACAACAUAUAUUUGGCAUGCUCAACGAAUUGAUGAUUCUUUCCGACAGAAAUACAUUCAAAAUGAGUCUUCCAAUCAUUAGAUGGUGUUGCAGUGACCUGUUCAAAACCAAAGAUGAGAAGGACGCUAUCAGGCUGGUCCAAAGAAUUGCAGACUCGAUUAUGGAAAUGGUGAAAAAUAGACAAGAAAAGGUGAAAAACAGAGAGGUCGAUGGCUUUGGGAAAGAUUAUCUUGGACUACUUCUCAAGGCUUACCAUGAUGAAGGCCAUUCCAUGAAGAUUUCUGCAGACCAAUUGGUCGACGAAUGCAAAACUCUAUAUGUGGCUGGACAGGAAACAACAAAUACUUUGCUCUCUUGGAUGAUUCUGCUUUUAUCAAUCCAUCAAGAAUGGCAAGAAGAGGCAAGAAGAGAGGUUCUUAGGGUAUUUGGUCCUGAUAAAACCCCUGAUUCCGAUGGGAUUACAAGGCUCAAACUGAUGGGUAUGAUCAUCAACGAAACUUUAAGGCUGUACUCUCCAGUAUUCGCCGGAUUCAUGCGUGUUGUCGAUAAGGAAACCAGACUUGGGAAGUUCGAUUUGCCCGUUGGCGUCCAGUUGCACAUUCCAAUCAUGGCGAUUCACCAUGAUCCAGACAUUUGGGGAGAAGAUGUCCAUCUUUUCAAGCCGGAUAGGUUCUCGGAAGGAGUUGCUAAAGCUACAAACAACAACCCAAGUGCGUUCAUGCCCUUUGGGAUGGGACCUCACACAUGUGCAGGAUUCAACUUCGCCACAAAUGAAGCAAAGAUAACAAUUGCAAUGAUCCUUCAGCGCUUUACUUUCAGUCUUUCCCCGGGCUAUGUCCAUUCACCUUUCCCUGUGUUGGCGGUUAGGCCAGAGAAGGGGGUUCAAGUUAUCAUCAAUGCGCUAUAG